AUGAAGGGACCAUCUGCAAGCCUGGGCGACGACGAGGAGACGGCCGCGUUGGUGCCGCAACUGCCGGCGCCAUGCCCAAACGAUGAUGGGGCGCUCCCGUGCGAGCACGGCAGCACCGGGUCGUCGAUGGCGGUGGAUCAAGCCGAACAGGGGCAGUCGUCGUCAACAGCAAAGGCAUGGUGGACGAAGGUGCUUCCGACGAGGGGCAUCGGCCUUGUCAUGAGCGUCCUCGUCAUCCUUGCCUUGCUCGCCGCCGGCACCACCAGCAGCGGGUGGUUCCACCUCAGCUCAUCUUCGUUUCUGCUAGGCAGCGGAGCUGCUGGUGGUCGUGGACGAAACGGACGCCCACCUCACUACACCACGACGACAUCUGGGGAACUCCGCGCGCCGAUCCCCUUCACCUGCGGCAACGAGUCGUCCUCAGCGAUCCCCACCUGCCCCCGAGCCGCAGCAGCAUCCCCAUCGCCGUCGCCGACGGCGGCGCUACUACCGUCCUCCGAACAGCGCCCCGCCGCUGCGCCGUCCGCGACGUGCCCGGAGUACUUCCGGUACAUCCACUCGGACCUGUCGCCGUGGCGUGAAGCCGGGAUCACGCGGGAGGCGGUGGAGCGCGCGCGGGGCAUGGCGACGUUCCGGCUAGUGGUGGUGGCCGGGCGCGCCUACGUAGAGAAAUACCACCCCGCGUACCAGACGCGGGACGUGUUCACGCUGUGGGGCAUCCUGCAGCUGCUGGCCCGCUACCCGGGGCGCGUCCCGGACCUGGACCUCAUGUUCUUCUGCGGCGACAUCCCCGUGGUGCGCGCCGCUGCCUACCCCGACCGGUCCGAGGCGCCGCCGCUCUUCAUGUACUGCACAGAGGACCCGGCGCUCGACAUCGUCUUCCCGGACUGGACCUUCUGGGGAUGGCCCGAGGUGAACAUCCGGCCGUGGGCGCCGUUCCUGGAGGAGGUGGCGCGCGAGAGCUGGCGCACGCCGUGGCUCGACAGGAAGCCCUACGCGUUCUGGAAGGGCAACGCCAACGUCUGCGGUUUGCGCCGCGACCUCAUGCGCUGCAACAAGGGCUCCGACAGCGGCAAGGACUGGAACGCGCGGCUCUUCCGGCAGGACUGGGGAUAUGCCAACCGAAAUGGCUUCAAAGACUCCAAUUUGGCCAAACAAUGCACGUACAGGUACAAGAUCUAUGUGCAGGGGAGAGGGUGGUCAGUAAGCGAGAAGUACAUCCUGGCCUGCGGCUCCCCGAUGCUCCGCGUCGACACACCCUUCCGCGACUUCUUCUCGCGGGGGUUCGUCGCCGGCAGGCACUACUGGCCCAUCGACGCAGCUCGCAUGUGCCCCUCCAUCAAGUUGGCCGUCGACUGGGGUAACGCCCACCCGGCGCAGGCGCAGCGGAUGGGCGAGGAAGGCAGCAGCUUCCUCCGGAAGGAGCUCAGCAUGGACUACGUGUACGACUAUAUGCUGCACCUGCUCACCCACUACGCCCGGCUGCUCCGGUACAGACCCACCGUCCCGGAGAACGCCACCGAGCUCUGCCUCGAGUCCAUGGCCUGCACUGCCAGCGGCUGCGCCCGCGAGUUCAUGAUGGAGUCCAUGGAGAAGUAUGUCGCUGACUAUGAGCCCUGCGCAUUGCCUGGGCCUUUCACCGCCGACGAGCUCGCAGAGCUCGCCCAAAGGGACGUGGAGAUGCGCAGCAAAAUGAAAAAGUUGGAGGAGCAGGAGGAGGAAACAUAGGUGGACUACGAAUCCAUGUUCCGGAUGAGAGAUAGGUAUAUAAACCCAAUAAUCGGCAUAAAUUUAGUACGUCCCAUAUGCACUAAUCAGAAACUGCAAACGAGAAAUACAGAUGUAACAGUGUAGCCAAAUUGCCUGUUGACACUGUAAAAUGAUUGCAUGGUCCAGUAUCACUAUGAAAUUUUGAUAAGCUAAGACAUGGCAUUGUACUUCAUUGUACUUUAUUAUGAGGUAAAAUUAGGUAAUGACUCUA
This is a messenger RNA of Panicum hallii, 1981 nucleotides long. RefSeq names its product O-glucosyltransferase rumi-like. The transcript has 3 exons. Lineage: Eukaryota; Viridiplantae; Streptophyta; Magnoliopsida; Poales; Poaceae. Bases 1 to 1728 code for a protein of 575 amino acids. The record is from RefSeq and is a predicted model, not a curated record.